Macroventuria anomochaeta is the source of this 201-nucleotide messenger RNA. RefSeq lists its product as uncharacterized. The annotation marks the transcript as partial. The transcript has a single exon. Lineage: Eukaryota; Fungi; Ascomycota; Dothideomycetes; Pleosporales; Didymellaceae. The record is from RefSeq and is a predicted model, not a curated record.
CUGGAGCCGGACGGUAUGGAGGUGUUUGGUAUUAGUCUUGGCUUUUUGGCGACGGGGUUGGGUGGGAUGGGGCCAGAGUUUAUGAGAAAGAUUUGGGCGAGAGAGCUGCACUUAAGUGGUGAAUCGAUCAGGGAUGCUGUAGAGGGGAGGAGAGAUGAGGAUGCGAGGAGAGUUGUGAAUAAAGACGGGGUGCAACCUUAG